AUGCCUAUGGUAACUGCAGCUACCACCCUGCGACGGGCUCUGGAGAACCCUGACUCCUUCAUCGUCGCCCCCGGAGUCUACGAUGGACUGUCAGCUCGCGUCGCCCUUUCCGCGGGCUUCGACGCUCUGUACAUGACCGGUGCUGGUACCGCUGCCUCGGUUCACGGCCAAGCAGACUUGGGCAUCUGCACUCUCAAUGACAUGCGCGCCAACGCCGAGAUGAUCUCCAACAUCUCCCCUAGCACUCCCGUAAUUGCCGACGCAGAUACCGGCUACGGCGGCCCCAUCAUGGUCGCGCGCACGACCGAGCAAUACUCGCGGUCUGGAGUCGCCGCCUUCCACCUCGAGGAUCAGGUUCAGACGAAGCGCUGCGGACAUCUUGCUGGCAAGAUUCUUGUGGACAGGGACACCUACGUGACGCGGAUUCGGGCCGCAGUGCAGGCUCGCCAACGAAUUGGCAGUGAUAUUGUGGUGAUCGCCCGGACGGAUUCCCUCCAAACCCACGGCUAUGAGGAGAGCGUCGCAAGACUGCGGGCCGCGCGCGAUGCAGGCGCGGAUGUAGGAUUCCUCGAGGGGAUUACGUCCCGGGAGAUGGCCCGGCAAGUUAUUCAGGACCUGGCGGGGUGGCCGUUGCUACUGAACAUGGUGGAGCACGGGGCCACGCCGUCGAUCUCAGCGGCCGAGGCCAAGGAGAUGGGCUUCCGCAUUAUCAUCUUCCCAUUCGCGGCAUUGGGACCUGCCGUUGCGGCGAUGCGCGAAGCGAUGGAGAAGUUGAAGAGGGAUGGCAUCCCGGGGUUGGACAAGGAGAUGACACCACAGAUGCUCUUCCGCGUGUGUGGAUUGGAUGAGAGUAUGAAGGUGGAUGCGCAGGCGGGGGGUGCUGCUUUCGACGGAGGGGUGGACCUGAAGUAG
This is a messenger RNA of Aspergillus luchuensis, 912 nucleotides long. Its product is annotated as isocitrate lyase/PEP mutase family protein. The transcript is spliced from 2 exons. The record is from RefSeq and is a predicted model, not a curated record. NCBI's taxonomy places the organism in Eukaryota, Fungi, Ascomycota, Eurotiomycetes, Eurotiales, Aspergillaceae. Gene Ontology annotation, molecular function: catalytic activity. The coding region runs from base 1 to 912 and encodes 303 amino acids.